Molecule: messenger RNA, 1490 nt
Organism: Suhomyces tanzawaensis NRRL Y-17324
Lineage: Eukaryota; Fungi; Ascomycota; Pichiomycetes; Serinales; Debaryomycetaceae
Exons: 1
Coding region: 139-1209 (356 amino acids)
Source: RefSeq, a predicted model, not a curated record
ACUUGAAUCCCCAAAACCACCCCAAAGCCUUCUACUUGUUGUGAUGACACAAAAGGUGAUUGCACGUGGUAUGAUGCACGUGAUGAAUCACUCAAGUCCAGAAAAGAGGCUUCUUCAGCAUUCUACACCAAUCCACCCAUGCUACACUAUCUCUCUCAUCGUCCUCCGUUACGGACGUCAUUUCAGCCCACCAGGUCCAUCUUUAGGUCCAUAUCAUCCAAAUCCCCUAAAGACCCAGAAGAUUUGCCACCAGUGACGCCCAAAAAAAGGGUCCCAGUAUACCCCAAGAACAAGCAUGCCAAAGCACAAGAAAGCACUUCUGCAUCAAGUAUGACCACCAAACAUCGUCUGAAAGCCGAAGACAAGACGAAACUUCUUAGAUCUAAGAGAGCAUUAAAGAGAGAUGCCACCACAGGAACUUCUUUGGCUAAGGAUAUCACAAGGACUACAUCAACAAUCACCCCUGAUCCAAACACAUACAUUCCCUUCUCCAAGUUCCCCAAAGUUCCUGAGUCAAUCCUCUCUCAAAGCCUGGAGGAUUUGUACUCCAGCAUGAACUUGAAGUACAAUCCAGAUGCAGAACAACAACCAAGAUACGUGGAUUUCGCUAUUCCAGAUAAGUUUAUCAAGCCCAAGACAAAGGAUCUCAUCACCGAAAAGGAUCGCGCCCUCGUAAGUGAGCUCGACAAGUUCUCGAAGUCCGAGGAGGAUGAAGAGGCCAACCAGACGCAAUUGAAACUUAUUAAACUCUACUAUGAUCAAGAUACCAACACCCUUCAACCAAUGCCUGAACACGCACUCAAGAAGUCCCUUCUGGGAAUGAUAAACAUGAAUAACACCUUGAAUGAUAUCGAAGACGACUACUUGUGGGAGCUUUUUCCUAGAGAUAAGUUGUUUGGCAUCCCACCAUUCGAGACCUCGAACGGUGGUAUCAACGGCUUCAAAAAGUGGGAAAAAGACAUGCUUGAAAAGGAAAAGAAGGAGCAAGACCUAAAAGAUGAGGAUAUCAGACAGUACAAGGAUUUCGAGCAAUCUUUAUCCGAUACCAAGUCCUUCUACAAAAAAGUUGCUGGGGGUACCAGAAAGAAGGUUGACCGCAAGUUAGUAAAAAGAUACAAGAAGUUGAAGGAAGAGGGCAAAAUUCCAAAUGACAACAAGGAAGUGGUUCAAACCAUAAGUAUUAAUGAUAUUUUUGAUGGGUUUUCUUAGGGAUUAAUGAGUUUUGACGUUUUUUUUAUUGGCAUUUAUGACAAGACCUUUUGCAUCGGUAACUGUCGAAUUCGGAAGUAAGUCAUCACGGAUGGUCAAUGAACUACAGGUCGAUCCAUAAUUGUAUAUAGUUGGUCAUGCUCAAUAAAAAUAGACUUAAAGGAAAAUUUCCUUGAUUGUAUAUGUCAAGCUAUGGAAUCUAAUAGUUGGCUGUUCAGGAUGAGAUUUUAGCAAUUGUUCUCAAUAUUAUGUAGAAUUCUCAUGUCGAUGCAGUUUAAUAG